Molecule: messenger RNA, 6272 nt
Organism: Aplysia californica (California sea hare)
Lineage: Eukaryota; Metazoa; Mollusca; Gastropoda; Aplysiida; Aplysiidae
Exons: 16
Coding region: 290-5044 (1584 amino acids)
Source: RefSeq, a predicted model, not a curated record
CGCAAAGCGCUCCUCUCUCUGCCGACCCAUGUGAAUGUGUGGGCCUCCUUGUUCGUGUCCCCUGCGGCGUGAAGCGCGGCGGAGUGUGCAAAGGCGGACGGGGCUGAACGGGAUCGCUCAGGCGUCGCCAUUUUCGCCAUCUUGGAAAAGUUACUCCUCUUUGAUACACAGUACUACGGGUAUUGUUUUGAAAAUAAUCUCCAGCUUGUGUGUACAUUUUAAAUUGAAAAGAUGAUUGGAUGAAUGAUUUCUUCAAUUCAACUAUUUCUGUGACUGAGAAACCUGCAAGAUGGAUUUUGAGAUGGAAAGUGCAGAAAACUUGACAAGGGAUAAUAAUGAUGCGUCUGUUGAUCUAGAGUGGCAGGUAGACUCCGAAUGGAUUGAUUUGUCAACUUCAGCAGCCUCUUCAGGUGCCAAGAGCAAAAAAGGCAGAAAAUCUGGUGCAUCGAAAGUUGAUAAAAAUGUGCCUCAAAAUUGUCAUUUUAUUCCUACCAGCCAAGGAUCACGUUUCUUAGUUGUUGAAAAUCAAACCCUAAGAUUGAGUAGAAGAAGUCCGUCUGGAUACUCGUAUUGGGUUUGUAGUAUACCAUGCUGCAAUGCACGUUGUGUACUUGAUCCUGCCGAGAAGAUCACGAGAUACUCUGGGGAACACAACCAUGACGCAGAUGUAAGUCGUGCUGAGUACAAGAUCUUCAUAAAUGCCUUAAAACUGGCAGUGAAGGAAAACCCACACGUGAAACCCAAGGUUUUGUACGAUGCUGAAUUAGAGCGUGCAAGGGAACGAUGGAAGAAAAGCAAUAAAAAUUAUGGCAAUGAAGAUGAGCCCUGCCUGCCUAGCUUCGACACCGUGAGGACGGCCAUGUACAACACAAGAAACGCUGUCUUGUCCUCCUUCUCUCUGAAAGCGGCUGGGGAUGAAACUGUCCCAGUGGAGGCAGGGAAGAAAAGUCAGGCAGGUCCGAGCAGGUCGACUCGAUCAAGUAACACAAAAGGAGGAACCAAGAGGAAAUCUACAUCUGCAAAAGCAGGGUCUACCAACUCAACAGAUUUAGAGGAGUUGGAAGAAGAAGAGAAAGAAGAGGAAGAGGAUCAAGAAAAUGAAAACUUGUCAGACGAGGAUGAAAAAGCAUCCACGUCAUCCAAGACGAGUGUUGAAGAUGUGAACUUCUACUUUCUGCCCUCGAGUCGAGGUUGUCAGUUGCUUGUGAUAGAGGACUGCCUGCUGUACCAGAAUGCAGUGAGGUCGUCAGGAAGAUCCUACUGGAAGUGCCAGAAGGAAGGCUGUUUCUUCAGGGCGGUGUACGAUUCCCCGAGGAAUUCUGUGAUCAAGACGACAGGCCUGCACAACCACCCGCCAGAUGUGGACCUUAUGAUGAAGAGACAGUUUAUUCAGAAUGUCAAGCACAGGAUACUGGAGAACCCCCACGUCCCAGCCAAAAAAAUCUAUGACGAGGAGGUGGAGAAGGUGAAACAAGAGGGUGAUCUUCUGGGUGUGACUCGAAAAGUACCAGGCUAUAGUUGUAUCAAGCACUAUGUCUACCGCAUGAGGAAGACCAUGUCUGUCUCUGAGGAUGCUGAGGAGGAUGAAGAAGAAGAGAUUGGAAAGGGAGAGGAGAAAAGGCGAGAAAUCACGGAGCUGGAUAGAGUAUUCCUUGAGGAGUCUGCCCCGUCGUCACAGCAGGAAGAGAGCUGUAUGAACAUGUCGAUCAUCACGCCAACGCCCAUCAGGUCCAGCAAGUUCCCAGAGCUCAGCUUUUAUUUUAUCCCGUCCAAGCAAGGUAAAAGGAUCUUUGUGGUGAAUGACUUCACAUUGCGCCUGAAUGCUCAGAAGACCGGAGGCCGCUUUUAUUGGAAGUGCACUGUCGAUCCAUGCUUGUAUCGCUGCGUGUAUAACGAUGUCUUAAAUGACAUUGUCAAGGUUUCAGGCAAGCACACCCAUGUGAGCAAUGCGCAUAGACUUCGAAUUCGUGAAUUCAGUUACUUGUUGAAAGCGAGAAUGUCCAAGGACCCGACCUUGACCCCCAAGCGAGUGUAUGACCAGGAGAUUGCCAAACUGCGAAGCAUGGAGAAGGGAGAGCAGCUCGUGAAGUGUCUACCUGCUUUCUCCAGCGUGCGGACGUCUCUCUAUAACUACAAGCACAAAAAAACCCAACCCGAAGAGACGGUGAGCAGUAAGAGAGGUGCCACGUACUUCACCAAUGACUUCACAGUCGAAGGGCAGGAAACUGUUGGCACAUCCAGGGGGCUCGGUGAUGUGAACAUUGAUGGCACACAGGACAUCUCACCUAAAGAUUUAACACACCUGAGCCUCGAGGACAACGACCCCAUGGACCAGGAUGCUGAGGAGAACGAUGAGGCCUCCCCGGACCGCAGCAGCAGCAGCAGCAGCGGCAGCAACGCUUUGAUGGACAUCGCCGCUCCAAGCCUCUAUGAUAGCCAUGACAUCAUCGACCAGUAUUGUAAUGCUACAGUGAAGGUCAAGACGUCAACUGCCAAGAUAACUCCACUGGAGGAACCAGAACAUUUGGUGAUUUCCCUGCCAGACCCGGCCAGCUACAGCAUCUCGUUUGUGCCCACAAAUCGUGGCAGUCGUGCACUGGUGGUCAACGGCUGUGUCCUGCGGAUCAGCUACACGCGCGAGUACACCACCUACUGGCGCUGCAAGAACAGCAACUGCAGCUUCCGCUGUAGCUACGACAGCAAGUCCAAGAGGUUGAUGAGGAUCAGCGGGGAGCACAACCACCCCGUCAACGCCUUCAGUCUGGCUGUGAAGAACUUUGUGCGCAAAAUGAAGAAGAGGGUGAGCAUUGAGAGUGACCUGUCGCCCAAGAUCAUCUAUGACGAGGAGAUUGCACGUCUCAAGUCAGAAGGAAAAGACAGCGAGUUCCUUUCCAAGCUUCCCAACUACGAGAGCCUCAAGUCCACACUCUAUAAGGUCAAGAGCUUGUCCAGCCGCUCGGCCAACCUCAUUGAGGACCAGCUGGACGCAGCCGCUUUAGAUGACUCGGAGGGUGAUGAAAGCAGUGAGCUGGCUUUGGAUGCAAAGGGGAGCAACUUUGACUUUGACCUCGACGACCCUCCUUACGAUAUCGAGAUUGAGUCAGCUUACACUCAACUCACCGCGCUGUUGCCAUCGUGGUUGGACCCUGACCCAGACAAAAGGAUUCUGGAUGGUCAUCCACUGGUGAAGAAGAGCGAGAGUGAGACGAGUACUGGGUGGGCGUGUGUCCGGGAGGGCUGUCCCUUCCGCUGUGUGGUGGACCGAGAGACAGAGCAUGUGACGCGCAGCCAGCUUGACCACACACACCGGCCCGACGUCAAGUACCACGUGUCACAGGCUCUGAUUGCUGCGGUCAGGAGACGGGCGGUCAUGGACGUGACAUUGUCGCCGAAACUCAUCUACGAACAAGAGAAGAGGAGAAUGGAGAAAAUUGUCUCCGGUAACAAAAUGUUGCUAAAGUUCUUGCCCAAUCUGACCAAAAUCUACCAGCUUGUGAUGAGGACGCGAGCGAACCCACCACAGCCAGCUAAACAAAAGUUGCUGCUUAAGUCAAAGUCACACAAAGAUAUAGGAGGUAAGAAGAGCUUAGGGUCGCUGAACGAGCCCGACAGCACCAUCCCCAGCUGCAGCAGCAGCAGUAACAACAGUACCAGCAGCACAAUAAGCAGCACCAGCAGCAGUGGUGUGACAGCCGCAGACUAUCUCAUCGAGCAGUGCCAUGAGGAGACGGAGAGAAUCAGCUCUUACCUUGACUCCCGGGAACAACACAUGAAGUCGCAGCGGAGUGCCGAGCCGCACCACAUCUUGUUUGAGCCGGACACUGUGACCAACCUACCUCAGCUCCUGCAGACCCCAGAGAGCAGUUAUACUACGCAAUAUCCUCAGCAGACAUCCUUCCAGCAAAUCGGGACCACAAAUUACACAAAUAUAGUACCUAGUCAGUGUACCUCUCUACAACAAAAUUCUUUCACUUCUAUGGACCGGCAAAUCGGUUUCAACACCUUCAGUGGUCACCAGGAGAAAAAUUCUCAAUUUCCAUCUGUUUCUGUGUAUACUCAGUUGCCAUCACAACAACAUUCUCAACAGCUGCUGACCGUAAGUGACCCACAGUCUGAACAGCCACAGCCGCAGCAGCUCCCAUUGACAGUGUCCACAAAUCUACAGCAAAUCUCGGUCCCCUCCAUGGUCUCUGGCUCGACGUCCUCAAUUCUCCAGCAGGCCAUGCUUCCCUCUCCAACACCCACAUCCCACAGCAGCGAGAAUGUGUUCACCCUACAUGGCUACCCUCUCAUGCCAGCCACCGCACAGAUCGGCAAUGUGUACUGGCAGUGCCGUAUCCCCAGCUGCCCGUUCCAGUGUGUGCUCAACGCCUCCACCUCCCAGGUGGUACAAAUCUCCAGCAAUCACAACCACGACCCGCCAGGCUCACAGUCUGCCUUUGCUUCACAGGUAGUGAAAAUGUUACAGCGUAGAUCUGCAGAGACCUUGGACCAGUCACUAGUCUCUGUCUACUCUGACUAUGUCCGAUGCCUGAGGAAUGUCCUCGACUCUGAUGAAAUUCUCAGCUGUGUGCCCAGAUUUCAGGACGUGGCUCAGUCCAUGCAGAAUGCCAGGACUGCGAUGGUCACAGACAGUGCUUCUCAGAACCUUAUUCUAGAGACUCAGCAGGUCUUACAACUGGCCGGCACUAGCAAUCAAGGCACCAGCCUGAGCCCACCAGCCCCUGGUAGCGUGAUGGACUUUCACUUUGACAGUCAGAGCAACUGCCUGGUGGUGUGUGGGGAGCAGCUUCUGCUCAGCUGGACAAUGAACGAGGUCUCCUACUGGAGGUGCCGCCGGCCAGACUGCAGAUUCAAAUGUGUCUAUGAUGAGGAACAGCAGUGCGUGCACCUGAUGAACUGCCAUACGCUCCCCUGUCCAGCCACAUCACGCGAGGACGACCGGUGUUCUGCCGCCAAACGCAAGCUCUCGGAGAAGUCCCUGGCCAGGAGGGCAAAGUUCCCACGUCUUGACAGCGCAAAGUUGGAGGGUCACAUGACCUAGCUACUUUAGCUGAAAGCUAAUUGUCGGCACUUUAAAAACAUUUGCUCUUGUUCUGUAACCUACACCAUGUACCCAUACGCACACAGGUAUUUUUACCGCUUUUUGGUCUUGUGUCUGUCAUACAUAAUGUGCAUUCGUCUUGUUUGGAGAUGUGAGGCACAUUUCUGAUUUUGGUCGUCUGUCAUUUCCAAACAGUACUACAGAUGAUUCCUAAGUGCAGUCACCAUCUGCAUUGUGAUACUACUGUAAACCUCUUUCUUUCCGGACUUACGAAAGCUGACUGAAAAGGCUCAACUCACUGACGGCCAGAGGUUGAAAUACCAAUUUAACCCCAACUGCUGGCAUUUUUAGGGUGUUCUAGAACAUUCAUUGUCGGAUAACAAUUCAAAGUAGACUCUAAUAUUUUCACUAUUUAUUAUUUCUAUGUUUUGUUUUAUUGGGGUGAAAACAAAUUUUCAGUGGUGUCAUACUUUUGUUUGAAUAAUUAUUUGAACUAUGGACAAAAAUACACUCUGAAUUACUUGAUCCACUGGUCAAGGAGGAGCUAGAAGCAACCUCAAUGGCAAUUGGUCCCCUUUUUAUUCAUAGCUGCCACUCAGGAAUUUCAAAAAAGGAGGAAAUUCACGCGAAGGCGGACGUGCACUCUCCGAAAGAGUGAGAUCCAGAUCCAAUAUAUUGGAACAUCUAUGUUUUUGGAAGGGAAAAGUGUCAUAUUUGUUAACUAUAGGCAACUGAAUUAAAAUGCAUUUUGAAAAAACAAAAAAACCAAAACAAAACAAAACAAUCCAAGACACUAAGUUGACUAACAAGCAUUUGACCAAGUUUGCUGACUAAACUAAAAAUCCAGUGUUUGCAAUCUAGUGUCUCAUAAAAAAACUUCUUUCACUUUAGACUUGAGCAACAAUGUUGAGCAGUUUUGGAUUAACUCAUUAAAGACGCCAGUUUUUCACCGAGAAUUUCCCUGGAGACGCAUGAUUUUUACCUAUUUUCAAAAAAUCAGUGGGAUAAACCUAAAAACAUUACAAGUAUAACAUUUGACAAAAAGUAAGAUCAUUAUGUAUAUUUACAUAAAAUGCAUUUAUUUUCAAAAAAUCUUUGAAAAAAUUAUGUUUUUUGUGAGAAAAAAAAAUGUAUGUAAAAGUGAAAAAAACCUUUUUAGAUGAACUAAGCACAUGGUUGUCAAAAUUGAUCGUAGUCAAAUAGAAUGAUUUCAAACAAGUAAUACAAA